Messenger RNA from Peniophora sp. CBMAI 1063, 582 nucleotides. The record is from the annotation of a GenBank genome assembly. NCBI's taxonomy places the organism in Eukaryota, Fungi, Basidiomycota, Agaricomycetes, Russulales, Peniophoraceae.
AUGGAGUCUUUGGCGCCUGGGCAGCUCGGUCGCGCAGACGGCCCGCUCGUGUGGAUUGACUGUGAGAUGACGGGGUUGGACCCGCGUUCGGACCGGCUUCUUGAGAUUGCUGUAUUGAUCACGAACGGCAAUCUGGAGGUCGUCGACGAAGGCGUCGAUCUGGUGAUUCAGACUGAGAAGAACGUCUUGGACCACAUGAAUGAGUGGUGCAUCAAGCAACACGGACAAUCUGGGCUGACUCAGGCUUGCUUGAGCUCUCCUCACUCUCAUGAUCAAGUAGAGAAGACGGUGCUAGAUUACAUCAAGUCGCGUAUCCCACACAAGGGCACUGCUUGUCUCGCGGGCAACUCAGUACACGCAGACAAGAUGUUCUUGGACGCGUAUAUGCCAUCUAUCACCGACUGGCUGCAUUACAGGAUUGUUGAUGUGUCUACAAUUAAGGAACUUCACUGGCGGUGGUUUCCGCAGAAGCCGUACCAGAAGAAAGUCAGCGCUCAUAGAGCGUUGGACGACAUCCGCGGGUCCAUUUCAGAAUUGAAGUGGUAUAGAGAGAACGUAUUCAGGGAUCCUGAGAGCGUCUAG